CGCGUGCGCGCGCGUGUGUAUAAAAGUGGGGUAUAGCACUGCUGCUGCUGCCGCCACCACCACCACUACCGCCGCCACCGCUACCGCAGUACUCUCGCUGGUGCAGAGCUCCGGUGGCCAGACCACAGAUCCACUCCCGCCAUCCUCCUGCAGCAGUUCGUCCACCUUUUCCACACCGCCGGGCUCGCUAUGCGCUCCGCCGCGGUCCUGGCGCUUCUGCUGUGCGCCGGCCAAGUCUUAGCCCUCCCUGUGAACAGCCCCAUGACAAAAGGGGACACCAAGGUGAUGAAGUGUGUCGUGGAAGUCAUCUCUGACUCGCUGUCCAAACCCAGCCCCAUGCCUGUCAGUCCUGAGUGCCUGGAGACCCUCCAAGGAGACGAGAGGAUCCUCUCCAUCCUGCGACACCAGAAUCUGCUGAAGGAACUCCAAGACCUGGCUCUCCAAGGUGCCAAGGAGCGGGCCCAGCAGCAGCAGCCGAAGCAGCAGCUACACAGCAGCUUCGAGGACGAGCUCUCAGAAGUGUUUGAAAACCAGAGACCGGAGGCCAAGCAUGGAGACAUGGCAGCGGAAGCCCCCUCCAGGGACACCGUGGAGAAGAGAGAGGAUUCUGAGGAGGUGCAGCCCGAAGGCUCUGAGGGAAUCACUGAGGGACCCGGGCCUCAGGCUUUUCCAGAGCAGGAGUCUUCUGUGAUGGGGAACAGUCAGUCCCUUGAGAAGGACACAAUCACCAAUACCCAGCCACCAGCCACCUUCCCCAGCCAGGAGCACGUGGACCCACAGGCCACGGGGGACGGUGAGAAAGGUCUCAAUGCCCAGCAGCCAACCAGAAAAGCCAAGCAGGAGGAGAAAGAGGAAAAGGAGGUGAGAGAGGAGGCUGGGCCUGAAGGCGUCACCACUGCAGCCCCCAGGCCCCAUUUCCAAACCAGCUACAAGGAGAUCCAGAAAGAUGAUGGUCAGUCGGAGUCUCAGGCUGUCGAUGGAGGUGGAAAGGCUGGGACCUCAUCUAAAGGGAAGGGGGAGCUGGAGCACUCUCAGCAGGGGGAAGAUGGAGAUGCUUCGAUGGCGGGGGACCCCCAAGGUCUCUUCCCAGGCGGGAAGAGCCAGGAGCUGGAACAUAAGCAGGAGGAGGAGGAGGAGGAGGAGCAUCUGUCCAGAGACUGGGAGGACAAGCGAUGGAGCAGGAUGGACCAGCUGGCCAAGGAGCUGACAGCGGAGAAGCGGCUGGAGGCAGAAGAUGACCCUGACCGCUCCAUGAAGCUCUCUUUCCGGGCCCGGGCCUAUGGCUUCAGAGACCCCGGGCCUCAGCUACGCCGGGGCUGGAGGCCAUCUUCCAGAGAAGACAGUGUGGAGGCCCGAGGUGACUUUGAGGAAAAGAAGGAGGAGGAAGGCAGCGCCAACCGCAGAGCAGAGGACCAGGAGCUAGAGAGCCUGUCAGCCAUUGAGGCAGAGCUGGAGAAAGUGGCUCACCAGCUGCAGGCAUUGCGACGGGGGUGAGGCACUGGCUGGUGGGGGCCAGCCAUGGCUUCAAGGCACCGUGACCCACGGCCUGAACGCUGUUCCUUGUAGGGUUGCUUCCAGCCGCCGGAGCCCAGGUUGCCCCCUUGUCCCUCGCACCCUCUUGUUCUCAGCCCCCCACCCUGGACACUUCUGCAGGACAGCCCUGACUGUCAACACAGAUUCCUUCUUGGAACACAGGCAGCUUUCUAGAAGUUUCUCUCCCACCUUCUUAUCCAUGGGGCACAUCUGCAAUAACUUCUGACCUUUGGGCAAAAGCCAAGAACUCCUGACCAUAAGAUAAAAUUUAUUGAAGGAAGAAUAAACCUGCUUUGGGCUCUU
Molecule: messenger RNA, 1836 nt
Organism: Acomys russatus (golden spiny mouse)
Lineage: Eukaryota; Metazoa; Chordata; Mammalia; Rodentia; Muridae
Gene: Chga
Product: chromogranin A
Exons: 8
Coding region: 190-1494 (434 amino acids)
Biological process (GO): defense response to bacterium; negative regulation of insulin secretion; negative regulation of catecholamine secretion
Cellular component (GO): chromaffin granule
Source: RefSeq, a predicted model, not a curated record